Messenger RNA from Cryptotermes secundus, 3447 nucleotides. Its product is annotated as STAM-binding protein. The coding region runs from base 240 to 1436 and encodes 398 amino acids. Gene Ontology annotation, molecular function: metal-dependent deubiquitinase activity; protein binding; K63-linked deubiquitinase activity. The transcript has 10 exons. Gene Ontology annotation, cellular component: membrane; endosome. NCBI's taxonomy places the organism in Eukaryota, Metazoa, Arthropoda, Insecta, Blattodea, Kalotermitidae. Gene Ontology annotation, biological process: protein K63-linked deubiquitination. The record is from RefSeq and is a predicted model, not a curated record.
GUUGAUGGCUACGACCGCUACGAUGCAGGGCGUGUCUGCUGCAGUCUGCUAUCCGAUUGCCUCGUUAUACCGUGCCGGCUGCCUGAGAUUGUAGUUGUUCGUGAAUAGCCUGAUGCAGUCCCGUGUGCAUAGUAUUUUCUGUGUCAGCUGGCAACGGUUGACGGAGGUUGACAGCAGUGCUGGAGUCUGUGCAAUGUUGUAAUGAUUUGUUGUGACUGAAGAAUUUUUUUUAUUAGAAAAUGGAUCAAGACAGAUAUUUGUGUGAUAAGCAGUCAUCUUCUGACUGCUGUGGUACCGAUCCAAAUUUACGACUUAAAGUCCUCUCGGACUUAGGAAAUUCAGUAGAAAUAGACAAUAACAUUCCGCCUAGAAGAUAUUACAGGUCUGGCUUGGAAAUGGUGCGGAUGGCUAAUGUGUAUCUGAAAGAAGGCAGUUUGGAGAAUGCUUAUAUUUUAUACAUGAAGUUUAUGACGCUGUUCAUUGAAAAAAUCCGUCACCAUCCUGAUUUUUCAAACGUGUCAGUAACGGAUAGAGCCAUUAAUGCCGAGAAGCUGAGAGAAGUUUUACCGAGAGCGGAGAAGCUAAAGACCCAACUUCUGGAGCAUUAUACACAUGAAUAUAAGAGAUACUGUGAAGAACAGAAACUGAGAGAGCAGGAGGAACUUGAGCGUCGAAAAAGAGAAACAAAAGAAAGUAAAAAACGUGAAGACCUAAAAAUCACACCCCCACAGAUUUUGCCAGCGGAAAGGGGGAAGUCCAUACCAGGAUCAUCUGUAGUUGUAAUGCCUCCUGUUCCUACUGAUAAUGUAAUUUAUCCAGAUAUGCUGGAACCAGAAAAACCGAGUUACAUACCUAAGCCAGACAGUCUUUCCGUAUCUGCCCCAAGUAUUUCCAUNCAUUCCAAAAUUGGAUUGCGAGAUGUUGUAAUUCCAUCAAGACUUAUGGGAAAAUUUAUGAACCUGGCGCAGCAGAACACAAACCAGAAUAUUGAGACUUGUGGAAUAUUGGCUGGAACACUUAAUCAUGGGCAACUUAUUAUUACGCACCUUCUGGUUCCGAAACAGAAUGGAACUGGAGAUUCAUGUACAACACAAAAUGAAGAAGAAAUAUUUGACUAUCAAGAUCAGCAUGACCUUAUAACUCUUGGGUGGAUUCAUACUCACCCAAGUCAGACUGCAUUCCUUUCGAGCGUAGAUUUGCAUACCCACUGCUCAUACCAGCUUAUGAUGCCUGAAGCGCUUGCCAUUGUGUGUGCCCCACGGUAUCAAGAAAAUGGAUUCUUCAUUUUGACUCCUAACUAUGGCUUGGAUUUUAUUGCAAACUGUAGACAGACUGGUUUUCAUCCUCAUCCCAGUGAGCCACCAUUAUACAUGAAAGCAGAACAUUCCAAGUUUGACAACGCUGCCUCUGUAGAAGUCGUGGAUUUAAGGAGAUGAGUUAUGUGGUGUUUACACCAUAGGAAAUUAUCUUUGUCAAAGCCUCUGAGUAAACUAUUGAGUAUUAACUUACCUGCUUGGAAUAUUUUUGAUGUGAAGAAGCUCUGGACAUUAAAUCAAAACAUGAAUGACUCUCAGUACUAGGAUUUGUAUCUUGUUUCAUACUGCACUUGGUUUAAUUGUACAACUGUGUGGCUUGUUCAAGGAUAGCUCUGGGCAAAAGAAUAGAGCCAAUUAAGACUAUUCCCCUUGGGUGUUGAGGCAGGCAUCUCAGUGAUACACCAAGUGGUAGAUCCUCUUCUUGAGAUGCUGCUAGAACCACUGCACAGUUGUGGCUUUUAUGACUGUGUCCACCCUGAAACUGUGGCAGCAAGAGGCCCAUAAUGUUUGGGGGAUGGCCCAGCAUCUGGCGUGCAAUGUGUCCUGGACAGUGCAGUUCACAUGGGCAUGGUGAUUGUCAUGCAACACAGCAACACUCCUCAUGAGUAUGCCAAUGUGCCUUCUUGUAAUGGCAGUAUGAAUAUCUCAAGAGGGUUUCACAUUAAUGCUAUGUAUGCAUUGAUGCUGAUGUUAGGAUAUUUGAAUGUGAACAUGAACUCUCAGCACCAAGGAACUGGUCCUAUUUGGAUGGAUUCCACACCUGGAAUGUGAACAUUUAAUCAUAUCACAUCACUUCUUUGUCACAGCUGCUGGUGUGUUAUGCAUGUGCCCACAUGAACGCCGUUUGACUGGCCAUAUUUGCUAGCCACAGCAGGUGGAACACCCUUCAUAUGAUAUGAUACACUUCUAAGCCUACCUCAGAGUUAUUCGCCUUCUUUAAAAACAGUUAUAUAAAAUUUGUACUUGAUUGAUUUUUAUACACAUCUGGCAGUGUUGAAAUACGUUCGUGGAUUUGUUUAAUUUUGUACGCAUACAGACCGUUCAGUGUGGUGUUGCAAGUUUGGUUCAUAUGUCUGUUAUUGUAAUGUAUGAGAUAAAUUCAGAGGCAAUUAAUUGUUUGGUGUGGUAUACACAGAGCUAGUCAUAUAAACGGGAGAGCUUUACAACCUGCUUCUGCAUUUCUGCCUGAUUUUAGUGCCUAUUAAUAUUGUCAUAUGAAGUAUUUAUGAUCAUUACAGAUGUGCACAUAGACGUACUGUGUCAGGUUUCUUGCUUCAGGAACAGUGAGCCAGACUGAGAUGGUAAUAAUUUGCAUACAAUUUAUGUCCUAGGAACUAUACUUUAUUCAUCUGAUAGGAAGUCAUUAAAAUGUGGGUGGUGUUUAGUGAUGGAAAUGACUUUCCUAGAAUUUGGUAGACACUCUAGAUCAGUAGACUAAGCCAAGGGAUUGUCCAAUGCAUGUUACAAGGAAAUUAUAAGAAUGCAGGUACAGGAAUUUGUAUAUCAUUGUUUGAAAUGAUAGAGUGAAACCCCCCAUUUAAGAUUUCUGUGGAUUUGGACACUAAAUUGAGAAAAAAUUUUGGAAACAAGAAAUUUAACAUGAGUUAUUGUUGACUUGGAACAUCGAAGAUAAAGGUACUUUAAAUGGUAGUCCCACUGCAUUUACAGUGUUUUAAGGCACAGAUGUAGCAUCAUUAAAGAUAAGUGCUGUGGAACUAAAUAAAACAGUGUCUACCCAUUUCUACACCUGUUUCUAGAACGGUUUUAUGUAGUACUUGAGUAUAUGUAAGUUCAAUCAAAAUUGAACAGUCAGAAAGUAAAAUACCCUAUUUUUUUAUUUAUAAAUCUGAUGUCUUUAUCAGUGAACCUAAAUGAAACAAAUAAAGGACAAAAUAGACAAAAUCUUGAAGAAAAUAUGUUCUUAUUAACGCUAUUUUACUCAAAACAGAGAUUUUCAUAAGGUGCUCCAUUAUGCUAAAUGAAGGUUGCCUGAAUUAAAAAAAUGUGUGAUAAAACUUUGUUCACUGUGCUGAUUCUCCACUGUUCCUAUUGUUUUGUUUGCAUUGUUAAGUUUCUUUUAAAUAAACAUCUGAGGAGAAGAAUGCUAUAAUUUUUCUCCAACAAGGUCUGA